This is a messenger RNA of Musca vetustissima, 1959 nucleotides long. RefSeq names its product ubiquitin carboxyl-terminal hydrolase nonstop (gene not). The record is from RefSeq and is a predicted model, not a curated record. NCBI's taxonomy places the organism in Eukaryota, Metazoa, Arthropoda, Insecta, Diptera, Muscidae. Gene Ontology annotation, biological process: protein deubiquitination. Gene Ontology annotation, molecular function: cysteine-type deubiquitinase activity; zinc ion binding. The transcript is spliced from 5 exons. The coding region runs from base 459 to 1925 and encodes 488 amino acids.
GUGGUGGUUAUAACGAUAAAGGCGACAGCAAGUUAUCUACUACCGGCAUUUAUGACAAAUGUGAUAGUGGCAGCAGCAGCAACAGCGGCGGCAAAUCCUUUCGGAAAUCAGGUGGUGGUGGCAGUGCCAGUGGAGGAACAGAAAAUUGUUGCCCAGCCAAGGUAACAAAAUUGGAAAUUUUACAGGGCGAGCAGCAGCAGGACGAGGAAGAAUCAUUUGGUGGACCUUUGACCAGGGCUCGCAGUGGUAGUUGUGGCCAGAAACGUAAUACAAGGGGUGAUUUGAAUGAUAGCGACGAGACCACACCUUUGCUUUUGUUACUGACACAAAGGCUAAAGGGUACGGACAGUGGCACCGGUGUUGGGAAUUUUAACGAACUUCUUAAAGCUGGCUCGGUAUCGGGUGAUUUUUUAUUGGCCUCCACUUCUACAACAGCUGCAAGCGGCAAUCGCUCGAAUAUGUCCGAAAAUGGCUGUAAACAUUUUCAGGCUUAUGUUAAGGAAAAUUCUUUGGACACGUAUCGUAUUAUAGAUGCUUACUUUUCGGCCUGUAUUAACAGGGAUGCUCGAGAAAAGAAGGCCUUAACUUGUUGCUGUUUUGAGUGCGGCAGUUAUGGUAUCCAGCUGUUUGCCUGUCUCCAUUGCAUCUAUUUUGGUUGCCGUGGUACGCACAUCACCACCCAUUUACGUGCCAAAAAACAUUCCAUAGCCUUGGAAUUGUCACACGGCACAUUGUAUUGUAAUUCUUGUCGAGAUUUUAUCUAUGACGCAAGGUCUCGAGAAAUCGCCGCCGUCAAUCGUAAACUAGAGGCUAAAGAUUUACAAAAGAGUCUAGCCUGGACACCGUGGAUUCCAACGCCGAAGGAGACAAAUCUAAUGUUAGCCAAUCCAAGACGUCGCAAUGUCAGAGCGAAUGAAACACUGGGCCUGAGGGGUCUCAUUAAUUUAGGUUCCACCUGUUUUAUGAAUUGUAUUGUGCAGGCUUUAAUACACACCCCAUUACUAUGUGAUUACUUUCUGUCGGAUCGUCAUGAAUGCAGUGCAAAAUCCUCUAUGAAAUGUUUAGUUUGUGAAGUUUCUCGAUUAUUCCAGGAAUUCUAUUCCGGUUCCCGUACCCCACUCUCAUUACAUCGUCUAUUGCAUUUAAUAUGGAAUCAUGCCAAACAUUUGGCCGGCUAUGAACAACAAGAUGCCCAUGAAUUUUUCAUUGCCACUUUGGAUGUGCUGCAUCGUCAUUGUAUUAAAGCCAAAGCUGAAACAGAAAGUGCCAAUAAAUCAAGUUCUUCACAGGCGACAACCCAUACAAAUUGCCCCACACAAUGUAAUUGUAUUAUAGAUCAAAUAUUUACCGGUAUGCUACAAAGUGAUGUUGUCUGUCAAUCGUGUAAAGGUGUCUCCACCACAAUUGAUCCAUUUUGGGAUAUAUCAUUGGAUUUGGGUGAAGCUCAUGGUGGUGCAACACCCAAAUCCUUAAUCGAUUGUCUCGAACGUUAUACACGUGCCGAACAUUUAGGUUCAUCGGCAAAAAUUAAAUGUUCAACAUGUAAAUCGUAUCAAGAGUCAACAAAACAAUUUAGCCUGCGUACAUUGCCGAGUGUGGCCAGCUUUCAUUUGAAACGUUUCGAACAUUCAUCGCUGAUCGAUAAGAAAAUUUCCACAUUUAUCUCAUUUCCCGUCGAAUUCGAUAUGACACCGUUUAUGUCGGAGAAAAAUAAUGCAUAUGGUGAUUUUCGUUAUUCGCUAUAUGCUGUGGUCAACCAUGUGGGCACAAUUGAUGCCGGUCAUUAUACGGCCUAUGUACGACACCACAAGGAUACCUGGGUGAAAUGUGAUGAUCAUAUUAUAACGACGGCAACACUGAAACAGGUUUUGGAUAGUGAGGGAUAUUUAUUAUUCUAUCAUAAAAAUAUAUUGGAAUACGAAUAAGUUAAACUGGAAUAAUAAAAACAAAAAAACACAA